AUGACCCGCGAGGAUUCGCCCAACCCAGUUUCUGAUGAUGAUCAACAAUACGGCCCUGAGACAUUGGAGGAACCGAUGGGUAGUCUCUACGAGGUGACGCGACUGAGGAAUGUUCGAAGUAACCAAGCCAACACGCCGCAACCAGUACCAUCAGACAACAGCAAGGUGGACGAUUUCAUUUCCCGUGGAGCUAUAUCUGAAGAGAAGGCUGAGGAGUUGUACAACAUCUUCCUCAAGACUCUGAAUCACUACCUUUGGGUUGGUCUCGAACAGGUUCAUCCAUCAUGGACAUCAGUACGAAGAUCGUCCGAACUCCUCGCGGCCACCAUCCUGACGGUCACUGCACUGCACAUACCAACAUCGUCUGACAUCUUCGACGUCUGCUACAACGAGUUCCUCUCGCUUGUGUCAUCCUCUAUGUUUUCUCGCUAUCACUCGGUCGACGAUGUCCGUGGCCUGUGUAUAUCAGCUUUCUGGCUAUCAGAGCACUCUUGGAAGCUCACAGGCCAUGCUAUACGUAUUGCGACUGAGCUCGGCAUCCACCAAUCUUUUAUACACGCACUCGAGGGCGACAAGGAACACUUCCUGAGGGCAAGGCUCUGGUAUAUGCUUUACGUUUGCGACCGUCACUUUAGUAUUGCUUAUGGUCGACCUCCUACUGUCGCGGAAAGUGUACAAUUACGGGAGUAUGAACUGUUCCUAGCCAGCUCCUUCUCUGGUGUGCUCGACAUCCGAAUCCUGAGCCAAGUCAACCUGAUGCAGAUUCUGACCCGUGUCUACGAACGAUUCUCUGAACGCCCUCUUCCGACCAUGGAAGGGGCUUGUGCAGCAAAUGGGAAAGCGACAAAGGUCAAUGAGCCAGCAGGAGUUGAAAGACCGCCGAAGAUCUCUGCGGCAAUGCUUGCUGAAUCCGACUUUGACACCCUCCGAAGCUUCAACGUCGAAGUUGAUCACUGGCGUAUGCGAUGGUACCCUCGGCAACCACCCAGCCCCUUCAUCGGACAAUUUACAAACAAGGGUGUGAUUCUCUACUCAUACUUCGCCAAGCUUCAGAUCAACUCCCUCGCGAUCCGCGGUGUAUCGAUCAACUCAGACAAGUUGUCGACCGAGCGCAAAGAGUUCGCCAAUAUGGCAAUCUCAGCUGCAUCGAGCAUUCUGACACUGGUUCAAGAAGAGGAGGACUUGAGGAGAGCCCUAGUCGGAACGCCUCUAUACGUCCACACCAUGAUUGCCUUCGCAAGCGUCUUCCUGAUGAAGGUUGCUGCUAGGUGGGGCAGCAUAAUGGGACUCAAUAUCGAUUAUGCCAAUGCUUUACGGCUCCUGAACAAAAUGAUAUCUGUUCUAAAAGAGGCAGUGGCUUCAGAUAAGCACAUGCUGAAGCAUAUCGGACAAGGACUAGAGAAGAUGUUGCAACGCAUGAGAACGGCUCGAGUGCGCCAGGAUAACAGAAGAGAAGGCGCCAGGGAGAAUACUAACGCCGAUGCUCGUCUGGAAUCAUGUGAUUGGAGCCUUGGGUCUUUUUAUGGUGUUGAUGCGGCUGGCCCCAACGGCCUAGAUAUCAGAGAUUCUGAACAAGGUCUGUUCAGUCCACCCGGGCUCGGGGGUCGAGGUACAACCCAGAGUUGGAAUUCCGAAUCAUUCCCUGAGCCGCGACAGGAAUCAACCAUAGCGCUCGCAGAUUUCGGGGAUGACAUUACUGGCAUGAACGACACUCUGGUGUAUCAAGCAUUUGGGAAUGGGUCAGCUAGCGAUGUAUACAACAUGCUGUCUAGCCAGUUCUUGUAUUGA
This is a messenger RNA of Colletotrichum aenigma, 1788 nucleotides long. RefSeq names its product Transcriptional activator of proteases prtT (gene prtT-3). Lineage: Eukaryota; Fungi; Ascomycota; Sordariomycetes; Glomerellales; Glomerellaceae. The record is from RefSeq and is a predicted model, not a curated record. Gene Ontology annotation, molecular function: zinc ion binding; DNA binding. Gene Ontology annotation, biological process: DNA-templated transcription. The coding region runs from base 1 to 1788 and encodes 595 amino acids. The transcript has 2 exons.